Molecule: messenger RNA, 5467 nt
Organism: Calliphora vicina (urban bluebottle blowfly)
Lineage: Eukaryota; Metazoa; Arthropoda; Insecta; Diptera; Calliphoridae
Gene: kel
Product: kelch
Exons: 8
Molecular function (GO): protein binding
Source: RefSeq, a predicted model, not a curated record
AGACGCGAGCUUGUGAAAAAACAUAAAAUUCUAUACUGAAAAACAAGAAUAUUUAACUAAAAAAAUAAUAUUGUAUAGCAAUAAAAUUAAAAUAAUAAUAUACUAAAUAAAAUUAAGAUUUUCAACAGCAAAAAAAAAUCUAUAUAAUAAUUAUUAAGAAAAUAAAUUUGUUGGGGUGAAAAACACAACAAUAAAAAAAGAAACCAUUGAGAAAAAAUCUAGUAUAACAAGAAAGAAAAUCCUAUAAGAUAUAUAAUACAGACAUUUUGUUGUAUAUUUCUAAUUAAUAUUUUGUAAUAAUUUUUAUAAAUUAAUAAAAAAAAAAGGAAGGUCUUUUACCCCGUGACCCAUAUUUGUUGAGGCAGAUAAGUUUUAUUUUAUUGUAGCUUGUUGUUGUUUUCACUACAACACAAUUACAUUGAAUUACAGCAGCGUGUGCAUUUUACCGCUACUGCAUAUAUUGCAGCAGUAGCAGCGGCCUUUGCUGUCUGCAGUUUUGGAGCGUUUUUAGAGUGUGAGUGUGAGCCUAUCUAUCGGUCUGCUGUGCGUCCGUGUGCGUGCUAAAGCUGCAUGAUAUCUUUGAGUGCUUUACUAACAUCAUUGGGAGUUAUGAGCCAACAAAAUCAAAAUUUACAACAACAAGGUGCUAAUAACAACAACCAAAAUCAAAACAACAAUCCCCUGCAUAAUCAUAAUGCGCCUGGUGGAGGUGGACAGGCGGCUGGCAAUGCUGCAGCCAUAGCAGCAGCAAAUCAAAAUCCAGCUGCUGAAGGGAGCAUGGAAAGGGGCAGCUGCUUAUUACGUUAUGCCAGCCAAAAUUCUUUAGAUGAAAGUUCUCAAAAGCACAUACAAAGACCCAACAGUAAAGAUCGUUGUGUGGGCCAAUAUCACAAUGAACUGCAUACCACGCGUUCUUUCGAAGCCAUGAACGAGAUGCGCAAGCAAAAUCUUUUAUGCGAUGUUACACUGGUAGCAGAGGAUAUUGAAAUACCAGCCCAUAAAAUGGUGUUGGCCUCAUGCAGUCCUUAUUUCUACGCCAUGUUUACGAGUUUCGAAGAAUCGCGUCAAGGACGUAUAACCCUGCAGGGCAUAGAUCAUCAUGCCUUGGAACUGUUGAUAGAAUAUGUUUACACUUCCACCGUCGAAGUGAAUGAGGAUAAUGUACAAGUACUGUUGACAGCGGCCAAUCUGCUGCAAUUGACCGAUGUCAGAGAUGCCUGUUGUGAUUAUUUGCAAACACAAUUAGAUGCCAGUAAUUGUUUGGGUAUACGAGACUUUGCCGAUAUGCAUGGUUGUGUUGAUUUGGUUAAUUAUGCCGAGACUUAUAUUGAACAACAUUUUAAUGAAGUCAUCCAGUUUGAUGAAUUUUUAAAUUUAACAUCCGAACAGGUUAUAAAUCUCAUACGCAAUGAUCGUAUUUCUGUCGCGGGCGAAGAAAAGGUUUAUGAGUCUGUCAUCAAUUGGAUACGCUAUGAUCCCACACUACGUGAUCAAUACACGGCCGAGCUAAUGGAACACGUACGUUUGCCCUUGCUGUCCAAGGAGUAUAUAACACAAAAUGUCGAUAAGGAAGCCCUGUUGGAGGGAAAUAUUGUUUGUAAAAAUUUGAUUAUUGAAGCAUUAACAUAUCAUUUGUUGCCGAACGAAAUAAAAACAGCCAGGACUAUACCAAGGAAACCAGUAGGUUUGCCCAAAAUUCUGUUGGUUAUAGGAGGUCAGGCGCCAAAGGCUAUACGUUCGGUGGAAUGUUAUGAUUUGAGAGAGGAGAAAUGGUAUCAGGCAGCUGAAAUGCCAAACCGUAGAUGCCGAGCGGGUUUAGCUGUUUUGGGUGAUCGAGUUUAUGCUGUGGGUGGCUUUAAUGGCUCUUUACGUGUACGCACCGUAGAUGUUUAUGAUCCCGCCACUGAUCAAUGGUCUACUAGCAAUAGCAUGGAAGCUAGACGUUCUACUCUGGGUGUGGCCGUUCUAAAUGGCUGCAUUUAUGCUGUGGGUGGUUUUGAUGGCACCACUGGCCUAUGCAGUGCCGAGGUUUAUGAUCCCAAGAACGAAGUUUGGCGUUUCAUAGCCUCCAUGUCUACCCGACGCAGCUCGGUAGGUGUAGGCGUGGUUAAUAGUUUGCUCUAUGCCGUGGGUGGCUAUGACGGCUUUACCCGCCAAUGCUUGUCUUCGGUUGAACGUUAUAAUCCUGACAAUGACAAUUGGCAUGCUGUGGCUGAUAUGUCAGCCCGUCGUAGUGGUGCCGGUGUUGGUGUUCUUAAUAAUAUUUUGUAUGCUGUGGGAGGACAUGAUGGACCCAUGGUGCGUAAAUCGGUUGAAUCUUAUGAUCCCGAAACAAAUCAAUGGCACUCGGUGGCCGACAUGUCAUUCUGUCGUCGUAAUGCUGGAGUAGUUGCUCAUGAUGGACUACUGUAUGUGGUGGGUGGCGAUGAUGGUGAUUCCAAUUUAUCUUCGGUUGAGGUUUAUAGUCCUGAGUCGGACUCUUGGCGCAUUUUGACAGCUUCGAUGACCAUUGGUCGCAGUUAUGCUGGUGUGUGUAUGAUAGAUAAACCCAUGUGAAUAGAAGAGCAGGGUGCAUUAGCACGACAAGCGGCCAUUAUCUCUAUAAAUGGUAUUGUGGAUGAUGAGAACAGUCAAGCUGAGGGUACAAUUGAAGGUGCUGUGGGUUAUGUACGCAAUGACCAACAACAACUGCAGCAGCAGCAGCAGCAACAAUCACAAAAUAACAACACUAAUCAGCAGCAACAACAACAACAGCAAUUACAACAGCCUCUAAUUCAUCCACAUUAUGAAAAUAUUUACGAAAGUAUAGAACAAUAUAAUGCAGCCGCUCAUGGUGGUGCAGUAGUUGGUGCAGCAGUUGUUGGAGCAGCAGCUGCUGUAGCACCAAUUAAUGCAGCCAAUAAUAAUAAUGCUAAUGCCCCUGCCGAAGAACCGCAACAACAACCAACUCUGGCCCAACCACAAGCUCUACAACAGCAGCAGCAGCCACAACAAGCCACAAAUAAUGAAAAUAAUACUCAACAAGGGAAACAAUCAAGACUGGCAGCUAACAAUAUUAACUAUCGCAAUGAUUUAUACGAUCGCUCAAAUGCCAUUAACUUAAAUGCAGCCCAAACGAAUGCAGGUCUAGCAGCAGCAGCAGCUGGCAGUAAUAAUAACUAUGAUAUACCAAGAUCUGUAAGAUCAGGUUUAGGAUUUCGAAGAAAUUUUCAAUUAGAUUUACAUGCUGCCAAUCCCCGCUUUAAUGCUUUUCGCUGUAACGGUGUCACCUGCAAUCACUACAGCACCACCACCACCUCAUCCUCUGCUUCCUCUUCAUCGUGUCAUCGUCAACGCAGUUUCGACGAUACUGAAUCGCAAAACUAUUACAAUCUGAAUCACUAUCAGCCACCAGUACGUUAUGAAAAUAUCUAUGAGCAAAUACGUGACGAGCCCAUUUAUCGCAAUACAAACGGUGCUCGCGUGUAUGGCCGUUUAAAUGUCAUUGGUCAUGGUAUUGGACGCAUUGAACGCCAUUUGAGUUCAUCGUGCGGUAAUAUUGAUCAUUACAAUUUGGGUGGCCAUUACGCGGUAUUAGGUCAUUCACAUUUCGGUACUGUGGGUCAUAUACGUUUGAAUACGGGUUCCAGUAUUAGUAGCACUAGUACUACCAAUAGUUCCAGUGUUACUUCAACUGUUAGUUGUAAUUCAUCGACAUGCAGUGGUGGCGCAGGAGCUGUUGGUGCCACAUCGUCCACAAGUAUCCAAAGGGAUGGCACUAAUAAUGUUAAGAACAGUUCCUCGUCAUUCUUUAGCUGUUUGCAUGGUGAAAAUACUCAAAGUAUGAGUAAUAUUUAUAAAGCAUCCGGUAAUGGUGGCUCCUCGUCCAUCAAUAGUCACUUGAAUAUGGGCUCCAAUAAUUUGAGUGUUAAUAACACACCAAAUAGUUCCAAAGAUCGUGAAUCACGUGCCGCUUCCGCUGGGCCUCUAAUAAAUCCCAAUGCAAAUGGUAACAAGGAAACCACACCAACCACAUCUUCCACACGAACAACAGGAGCCAUACCCAAAAUUAAAGCAUUAAAUUUAGGCUCGAAACAAAACUCCAAUACUUCACAACAGAAUUCCAAUACAACAACGACUGAAAAGACAACUGUAACAUCACUGAAAAAUGCUCUCACCAAGAAAUCAUCAUCCUCAUCAAACGCUUCAAUGUCAUCAACAUCGACACAAGCCCAAAAAUCACAAACAUCUGUAUCGAAAAGCUCAAAUAACCAGAACUCAACAAUGGCUGAACAAAAUAACAGCACUUUAAAUCGUAUUUCCAAAUCUAGCCUACAAUGGCUAUUGGUCAAUAAAUGGCUUCCUCUAUGGAUGGGUCAGGGUGCCGACUGCAAAGUAAUCGACUUUAAUUUUAUGUUUUCUCGCGACUGUGUCGAUUGUGAUGCAGCCUCAGCAGCCGCUCAAAUGUCCAAUCCUUAUGGUACACCACGUCUCACAGGUCUGCCACAAGAUAUCGUACGUUUUAAUGCCAGGGCAGAAAUGCAUGCAGCAGCUACUUAUCGCCGACAAAAUGAUCUUAAUACGUCAAGACCAGUGCACAACACUUUGAAUCGUUUGAGAGAGGCCGAACCUAGUCCUUAUGCCAGACGCUAUGAGGAUCCUUCAUAUGAAAAUGUGCAUGUACAAUGGCAAAAUGGUUUUGAAUUUGGUAGAUCCCGAGAUUAUGAUCAUUCUAUUGCAACAGCAGCUACAGCAACUGGACCUUAUCAGUCGCCAGCUGCUCAACGGGCUCCCCUGCAACGGGCACGUUCAGAAAGCCCCACUUUAAAUCAACGCAAUAAUACUUAUGCCUCUAGACGUUUAAGGCCAGUAAAUAACUUAUCAACUAAUCAAGCUGCCGCUGCCUCUAACCCUCCUUCCUCUUCUAAUGCCAACACAGCCACCAACAGUGUCAAAUUUAAAGAUACUUAUCGUAAUUUUGAAAAUAAAACUGAAAAUAACAACUUUAAACCCAAUUUAACAAAGGCAGAGACUUUAGAUGUUGUCGAAAAUGUUGCCACAUUGCCUUUACCAAAGCCAGCAGUUUCGGCUACUGCCGAAUCAUCACCCUUAGAAGAUUUAGAAGGUGCUGUGGGCGGUUUAGUAGUGGAAAUAAAAGCAACGAGUGAGCCAACUCCGUCAACAUCCUCAUCAUCAUCUGUAGUAACGGCGAAUGAAGUUAACAAUUUGGAAACUGCUGCCCCCGUUGCCCAACCUAUUGAUUUGCCGGACAACGAUAAUUUGCCAAUUUUAACAAAUAAUUUAGAUGUUAAAACUACCAAUACUAGUAAUGAACAAAAGGAUAUUUAAGUUUUAAGUGUAUAUUAAAGGCAAUGUAAGUUUUUUUAAAACUUAAAAGAAAGACAAAAUUGUUGUAGGAGAAAAUGAAACACAUUCAUGUCAAAUUUAAGUUAUCGAAAAAUAUUACAAUCGGCAACUUUUCUAUAAA